Molecule: messenger RNA, 504 nt
Organism: Thelazia callipaeda (thelaziosis nematode)
Lineage: Eukaryota; Metazoa; Nematoda; Chromadorea; Rhabditida; Thelaziidae
Source: the annotation of a GenBank genome assembly
AUGACCGCAAAUGGUGCAUGGUCUGGUGCAAGAAUAAUAAAUUUGGAUGCGCAGCGUAUGCGAAAAGCAUCGUUAUCAUUGUCCGGAUGCGGAUUUCUCUGCAUUUACCAUGCUGGUGUUUGUGCAGCCAUUAAGGAAUAUGCACCGCAUUUACUGAAAAACCAAAUUUCCGGUGCUUCCGCAGGUUCCAUAAUUGCAGCUGGUAUAGUUUGUGAUGUUUGCAUCUCUCAGGCAACAAGUUUUUUCCUGAGCGUCGUGUCUGAGGCACGUUCAUAUACAUUUGGUGCUUUGAAUCGAGAUUUCGAUCUUAUGAAAUUAGUUCGAACAAAGUUGAAUGUUAUUUUGCCUGCUAAUGCCCAUGAACUUUGUACGGGUCGACUGCGAAUUUCAGUAACUCGUUUGCGCGAUAUGCAGAAUGUGAUUUUGGAGGAGUUUUGCUCCAAGGAAGAAGUCAUUGAUGUAUUUUUUGCAUUAUUUCGUAAAAAAUUUAGUAGAAGGAAUUGA